GUCCACCAGAUCACUAUUGCUAGGUACAGUAUGUUUCUCUGGAACUUAAUUUAAUAUAUAUAUUUGUGGCUGAUAAGGCAAUGAGUUGCCUCUCUGGAUGCAACUAAUCGAGAUAAAGAGGAAAAAAUUAACUGUCUGCAUGCUUCAUAUUUUCUUUUCUUACUUAGACGUGGAGUGAGAUGUCAAUGUUUAAAGAUAUUUAUUUCAAGCCAUGUCAUUUAAGAGAGUGCAAUUAAUGUUGCAGGAAGAUUAAACGAUUAAAGAGCAUCAUAAAGUUGUUAGAGGUAGUUCAUUGUCUCAUUUAAUAUUCAGUAAGUAUGGUUUCAUGCAAUGCUCUUUAUUUUUGCCAAAAACUGCACACCAAGAACUGCAUUUUAUCACAUUUAAUCUUACAUCUGAGUGUCACAGAUGUCUUUUGCCAUGCCUUAAGUUCAAGCAAAAUAUUGAGUAUUGACUUCUGAUUUUGGUUCUAUGAGUGUAUGUUGAGACUUCUUCUGUACAAAAAAAAUGAACACUUUUAAGUGACCGCUCAUGAAGUAACAUUUCCAUUUCAGACUAAAACUCAAAUGUUCUGAACGAAGAUUAGUGAGCAGUACAUAUUCGCUCCAGGGAGUGUUCAUAACAUCAGCACAGACAGCACUAAUGACAGAUAAUGGAUCCCAUUACAGUUCUCUUGCAUAGCCAAUGACAAACCAUACAUCUUUAAAAUUCAUAUUGAUGUCUAGAGUGACAUCUUAGUUAUUGGAUCCCAAAGAUGAGUAAGACAAUUUUUUAUCAAAUGAAAUGAGAGAGAACAGGAUCAUUUGUUGAUGAACAAAUUUUCUACCAUUUAGGGAAUAGUUACCCCCAAAACAAAAAUUUUGUCGUCAUUGACUUACUCUCAUGAUUUUUGAAACACGUAUGAAUUUCUUGCUUCUGUGAUUUAGAUUUUCAAUGAAUUAUGUCUUAAAUUUCAGGCUGUUCCUUUCAUAAAGCUAUUGAAUAGCUUUAUAACACUUGUAAUAUAGUGCAUGAGUUGUAUGGACUAUAUUUAUGGUGCCUUUAUGGUGUUUUUGUUUGUUUUGGAGCUUGAAAAUAUUCCCCAUCCACUUUCAUUGAAUGGAAGAGAGCAGCGUGAAUAUUCUUCAAAACUUCUCCUGUUGUGUUCACUGGAAGGAAAAAAUGGCAAACAGAUUUGUAAACUACAUAGCAGAGCGUAAAGUAUGGCAGAAUAUUCAUUUUUGGGUCAUCAAUUCCUUAAAUUGAACAGCAAUUUUUUUAAGAGCCCCUCUUAAAAAAAAUUGAACUGUUGAGUCAUGAAGCACUUUUGGGAUCUCAUUUGCUUUUCAUAUCAGCUCCUCAGCUGAUUUAAUUUGGUCUCCAUGCAAUCAGAUUUUGCAUAUAUGUGUAAAGAAAAUGCAGCCAAAUGCUAACGCAGAUCUAAACAUCCAACUGCAUCUGUCUGUUCAUUAAACAGGGGUUUAUGACUACUCAACACUUGCAUGUUAUUCUUACCUCUAAUACGCAGGUCCGGUUCUAUGAUGAGGGGAAGUUUUAGGGAGUCUAUUCUUUUCUUUGUCCUCCUAAAAAAAUGCAACUUUCCUGUUUCUCACAUGGCUGCAUUUCCUUCUGUUAGAGCACACUUAAAGAGGAACUGCAAACCCCCCCCACAUGCUUUUUUUUCUGUCUCUCAUUUUCUCUUAGACCCACACACAUAUUCUCAAGCUUGUUCCCUCAGUUCAGUUAUCAGGGGGCAGUAUUUGACAGCGAGUACGCAUCAGUGGCCAGCUUGUUUCAGCGUGGAUGCUCUCUUGAAUACUCCCUGGGUGGCAGAUCCUUGUCUCUGUAUUGUGUGGCUGUGGAACCUCUAGCCACACUGAUCUUCUCUGGACUGGCUUCAUCUCCAGCAAAGUGAUCUUCGGGAUGGAAGCAGUAGCUAUUUACAACUUUUGUGCCACAGAAAGCGAUGAGCUUAGCUUUCAGAAGGGAGAUGUACUUAAGAUCACUAAUAUGGAAGAUGAUCCUAACUGGUACACAGCGGAGUUGAUAAACAGGAAGGGCUUCGUGCCUAAAAACUAUAUCAGUUUAAGGCCACACACAUGGUUUGCAGGCCGUAUCUCCAGACAUGUGGCCGAGGGUCGGCUACGCCAGCAGGAGUGCGGAAGCUUCUUAGUUAGAGAAAGUGAGAGCGCACCAGGGGAAUUCUCCAUGUCAGUAAGCUACGGUGAUCACGUACAGCAUUUUAAGGUGUUAAAGGACAGAGAUGGCUAUUACUUUGUUUGGGAGGAGGUCUUUCCUUCCUUAAAUCAACUUGUGGAGUUUUACAAGACCAACAGCAUUGCAAAGGAAAGGACUGUGUUUCUUAGGGAUACAGAACACACACUAAGGCAGAGGCCCCAUCAUGCCCAUGCCCUGUUUGACUUCAAUCCACAGCACAACACCCAGCUGCACUUCCUGCGGGGUGAUAUCAUAGACCUGCUGGACUGCUCCGAAUCUGAACGCUGGAAAGGUCGAUGCCGUGGAUGUGUGGGCUUUUUUCCUCCUGAAUAUGUGCAGCCUAUCUAUCAGUGACACCCAGUGAAUAUACAUAACAACACUGCGUGUACAUUAAAAUGUUUGAAAAGGACUUUGCAAAAAGCAAACUGAAAGAAAAUGAUUUAUUCAGCCACAGAUUUUUAAAGAUUUUCGUGCAGUUGACACUAAGUUGACACUUUUUAGCAUGCUACAUUUUAUGUAGAAAAGAAUGCACAUCUAUAUGCAAUAAUAAUCACCAUAUUACUGUAUAGUAGAUUAUAAACGCAAACAGAUUAUCAAUGUGUUUCUUCUGAACAUAAUUAUUCCUUGCACUUCGCUUGAAAAUCUACUCUUUCAUUCCUAAAUAUUGCACAUUUUGUCCCUGUAUAUAUUGUUCAUAAUUGUUUUUGUCUUAUUUUCUUUUAAAGAUGUAUGAUGAUGUAAAUGUUACUAUUGUGAUGACAAGAUGAAUAUAAAAGUGUUUAAUAUCAAGCAGAUUUGAAUCAUUUUAAGGCCCAGAUUAGAUGAGGGCUUUCAGGAAGUAUUCAACUUCCAUUAUUUGACAUUCUGAUGUGUGGCAAAGUCAAAUUAAGGUAUAAUUACAUUUCGUUUUUUUCUCUUCUGUACAAGUAAUUUCCUAUAACUAAAUUAAAAUCCACAUCUCAAAAUAAA
Xyrauchen texanus (razorback sucker) is the source of this 3165-nucleotide messenger RNA. RefSeq names its product GRB2-related adapter protein-like. The record is from RefSeq and is a predicted model, not a curated record. The coding region runs from base 1903 to 2550 and encodes 215 amino acids. Gene Ontology annotation, molecular function: protein binding. The transcript is spliced from 5 exons. NCBI's taxonomy places the organism in Eukaryota, Metazoa, Chordata, Actinopteri, Cypriniformes, Catostomidae.